Tilletiaria anomala UBC 951 is the source of this 2328-nucleotide messenger RNA. RefSeq names its product long-chain fatty alcohol dehydrogenase. The coding region runs from base 1 to 2328 and encodes 775 amino acids. Lineage: Eukaryota; Fungi; Basidiomycota; Exobasidiomycetes; Georgefischeriales; Tilletiariaceae. Gene Ontology annotation, molecular function: FAD binding; long-chain-alcohol oxidase activity. The record is from RefSeq and is a predicted model, not a curated record. The transcript is spliced from 3 exons.
AUGCCGCCUGCGGUGCAUCUCCAGGGAGACCCGACGAAGAAUGUAUUUGGGAAGCAGAUCAUCAAGCCGGAAGAGCUCCUCAACGAGUCUCAGAAGAAGGUCCUCAUCGCCAUCGGCGAUGCCAUUGUGCCUGCUCUGCAUGGUGAACAGGCAGCUUACCUCAUCUCCCAGCUGCCCACAAGCGCCACAGACCGUCAGCGCGAGCUGGUCGCCGCUUUUGCCCGCGAGGGAUUCAUGGACCGUGCUGACUACCUGCUCAGCUGCCUAAUCCGUCAGCUUUCCGUCACCGCGUCCAGCACGGCACUCGGCCAGAUCACGCUGCUACUCAGCAUCAUCGCCACCGGCCCCGGCUGCCUGGUGAUGACCGGCUCCUACGGCCCGUUCUACGACCUACCCAGGGACAAGCGGGAAGCCAUCCUCCUAUCCUGGUCCGUCUCCCGCCUGCCCGCCUUCCGCAAAGCGGCCGCUGGUCUCAAGUCGGCCAUCCUGCUGGUCUACUACCGCUUCGUCCAGGAGGCAUGGGAGGCAACCGGCUACCCGGCCAGCACAUCCCUUCCCUCGGGUAUCAAGGCCACCACGCAUUACCCGUACAAGUUUGAGAACGACAACCUCCCCUUUCUCAACACCGACGAGGAGGUCUUCGUCGACACCGAGGUGCUCAUCAUUGGCUCUGGAUCCGGUGGCGGCGUUGCGGCGGCCCAGCUCGCCAAGAGGGGCGUGCAGGUUCUCGUCGUCGACAAGGGCAUCUACCUACGCCCAGAAGACAUGACCGGCAUGGAGUCGCACGGCUACCAGAGCAUGUAUGACGGUGAAGGUAUCCUGCUUGGCGAAGAUGGACACAUCACCGUCCUCGCCGGCUCGACCUUUGGCGGCGGCUCGACCAUCAACUGGUCCGCGUCGCUCAAGCCGCGCUGGUUUGCGCGGCGCGCCUGGGCUGAAAAGUACGGCGUUGGCUACUACGCCUCACCCGCUUUCACCGCGGACCUGAACUUCGUGUGCGACCGGAUGGGCGCGUCGACGGCGCACAUUCAGCACAACCUCAGCAACUCGCUCCUCGCGCUUGGCAGUCAGCGCUGCGGCAUGGAGUGCGUCCCCGUGCCACAAAAUACGGGCGGAAAUGUGCACUACUGCGGCAAGUGCCAGUUUGGAUGCCCCUCGGGCCAGAAGCAGGGCGGAGUCGUCACCUGGCUAAAGGACGCCGCCGAGCACGGUGCCAAGUUCAUGACCCAGACGCACGUCCAGCGCAUCCUCUUCGACAAGAGCGGGCGCAAGGCCGUCGGCGCCAAAGCACUUGUCCACGGUAGCGGCGGCAGCAGCAGGUACGUCACGAUCCGCGCAGCCAAGGGCGUCAUCUGCGCCGGCGGCUCGAUCCAGACGCCUGCGCUGCUGCUGCGCACUCCCGAGCUCAAGUUCAACAAGCAGAUCGGCAAGAACCUACAUCUGCACCCCACCACCGUUGUCACAGGCUUCUACGACUUCCCAAUCAAUCCCUGGGAGGGCUCACUGCUCACCAUGGUCAACAACGCCGCCGAGCUCAGCGACCCCGACGGCUGGGGCGCCAAGCUGGAAAUCAUCGCCACGUCCCCCGGCUUGCACGCCGCGUUCACAAGCUUCUCCAGUGCGAUCGACCACAAGGCCAAGAUGCUGCAGUACUCACACGCGUUCCAGAUCAUCAUCAUCAGCCGCGACCGCGAUGGCGGCCAGGUCGUCAUCGACGAGCGCGGCGAUCCGCGAUACACGCACCCGCUCACCCCCCACGAUCAGAAGAGUAUCAUUAACGGCAUCCUCGCCGCCUGCGACGUCCACCUCUCCGCCGGCGCCCGCGAGAUCUCCACAAUGCAGUCCGGCAUGCCCGCCUUUGUCGCCGAUACGGCUCUGCCCGCGGCAGCGGCGGCCAAAGGUAAGGGCGCCAGCACCGAGCUGACCGAAACGCUCCUCGAAGAGACCAAUCGGAUCCCCGGCACGAGGUACCACCCGCAAUCGGUCCCUCGCGACCUGCGCGACGCGCGCUACGUCGCGUGGAAGAAGCAAGUCCUCCAAGCCGGCGCACGUCCGCUGGCCAUCGCCCUCGGAUCUGCGCACCAGAUGAGCAGCUGCAGGAUGGGCGCAAGCCCGCGCUACUCGGCGUGCGAUCCCGAGGGACGCAUCUGGGGCACCAAGGACCUGUGGAUCGCUGACGCCAGCAUCAUGCCCGAGGCCAGCGGCGUCAACCCGAUGGUCACAACGAUGGCGUCGGCAAACUACGUGGCGCGCAACGUCGCCAAGCAGCUUGGAAACGACAGCGUCCGGCCGCUCAACGAGGCUACGCAGCGCGAGGCUCGUCUAUGA